AUGGAGCGGCCGAUCCAUAGGGUGCGGGGCCGCCGCCGCCCGCAGGAGCCGCCGCCGCCUAUUGUUCAUGCGCCUCCGCAGAGCUGGGAGGAACCCCCCCGACGGCGGCCGCAGGUAGGGCCCGAGCUAGCCGGGCUAGGACAGCCGGCUCGCCGGGGCUGUGGCAGCGGUUCGAGGAGAGCGCCGAGCCCGAGCGCCCCGCGCAGCCCAGGGGCGCGGCGGGCCGAGUCCCCCACUGCCCGCUCGCCCCCGGGGGGCGGCCUCGCCACCUCCGCCGCCGGUACCUGCUCGCGCAGCCGGUGCCCACCGCCGCCCGCCGGCCGCCGCUCUUCACUCGGAGCCGCGCUGCGCCGCGCCCCGCCCCCCGCGCCGCCCGCUCGCCGGGACCACCUGACGCGGGCCUGGCUCCGCCCAAGCCCUGCGGACCCGAAGGGGGCCCGCCCCGCGCCUGCCCCGCCCCGCGCCCGCCGCCUUCCUAUUGGCUGCGGCAACCCCGUCCCCGGUUCCUCCGCAGUGGUUGGGGCAGCCUCGCAGGUCCCUCUCACUCCCUGCGCCGCCGCCGCCGCACCGUGCCCGCCCCCUUUGCGGGCUCUCUCAUUCCCAAACCCAGGUCGACCCACUCCUCCUGCCCACUGGCCCGCCGCAGCUCCCACCAUUGGCCCGCGGCACCUGUCCGUUUCCUGGGAGAGUUCAGCACCUCCCGGCAGGAAGAGGCUCCGGCCUCAUUGGACGGAGUCUCAUUCUGUGGCCCAGGCUGGAGUGCAGUGCCACGAUCUCAGCUCACUACAACCUCAGCCUCCCAGGUUCAAAUGAUUUUCCUUCCUCAGCCUUCCAAGAAGCUGGAACUACAGGUCCCUCAUGAAAAUGUCUUCCUAAUAUUAUAGAAGUUUCCUCCCGGAGAGAGAUCCAAAAUCACCACCAUGGUUUUGCCAGUGCCCCAGCAUGGCAGUUCUUGGUGCAGAGUAAACAGGACUUGGUCUCUUUUUGGUUAACGUUUGGAGCUCUGGGAAGGCAGAGUAGCCUACUCAGCUGAUUGAAAAAGGGACUCAAGAAGGAAGCCAGACCAGAGAUUCCCAGGCAGGAAAGCACCACAAAUCUUAACGCAGCUGUUUUAGCCAGGGCAGUGGGUUUCUCAGAUUCCUGCACUGGGAAUCAACAAGUUGGACGUCCACUCAGAGACCUAAUUUGAAAGUCAGUAAUUACAAAGACGACAGGUGGAUAAAUUUACAAUGAUGGGAAGAAACCAACAUAAAAAGGCUGGAGAAUACCCCAAAUCAGAAUGCCUCUCCCUCUACAGGGGAUCACAAGGACCACAAGUUCCUCAUCAACAAGGGAACAAGGCCUGAUGGAGAAUGAGUGCAUUCCAUUAAUAGAUUUAGGCUUCAGAAGGUGGAUAAUAAGAAACUUCUGUGAGUUAAAAGAACAUGUUCUAGCCCAAUGUAAAGAAACUAAGAACCUUGAAAAAAGGUUUGAUGAAAUCCUAACGAGAAUAGACAAUUUAGAGAGGAAUAUAAGUGAAUUAAUGGAACUGAAGAAUACAAUACAAGAACUCCGCAAAGUAUGCACAGGUUUUAACAGUCAAAUUGAUCAAGCAGAAAAAAGGAUAUCAGAGGUUGAAGAGCAACUUAACGAAAUGAAAUGAGAAGACAAGGUUAGAGAAGAAAGAGUAAAAAGGAAUGAGCAAAGUCUCCAAGAAAUAUGGGACUAUGUGAAAAGACCUAAUUUACGUUUGAUAGGUGUACCUGAAUGUCACGAAGAGAAUGAAUCCAAGCCAGAAAAUAUUCUUCAGGAUAUUAUUCAGGAAAACUUUCCUAACCUAGAAAGGCAAGACAAUACUCAACUUCAGGCAAUACAGAGAACACCACAAAGAUAUUCCUCAAGUAGAGCAACCCCAAGAUACAUAAUCAUUAGAUUCAUCAGGGUUGAAAUAAAGGAGAAAAUUCUAAGGGUGGCUAGAGAGAAAGGUCAGGUUACCCAUAAAGGGAAGCCUAUCAGACUCACAGCAGAUCUCUCAGCUGAAACCCUACAAACUAGAAGAGAGUGAGGGUCAAUAUUCAAUAUCCUCAAAGAAAAGAAUUUUCAACCCAGAAUCUCAUAUCCAGUCAAAUUAAGCUUCAUAAAUGAAGAAAAAAUAAAAUUUUUCAUAAACAAGCAAGCACUCAGAGAUUUCAUCACCACCAGGCCUGCUUUACAAGAGCUUCUGAAAGAAGCACUAUACACAGAAAGGAACAACCAGUAUCAGUCAUCCAAAAACUUAACAAAAGGUAAAGAGUAUCUCCAGAAUGAAGAAUCUAUAUCAACUAAUGGGCAAAAUAGCCAGCUAGCAUUAAACGACAAUAUUAAACUCACAAAUGUCAAUAUUAAUCCUAAAUUUAAAUGGAUUAAAUGCCCCAAUCAAAGACACAGACAGGCAAAUUGAAAAAAAAGGCAAAACCCAUCGGUUUGCUGUAUCCAGAUCCAUCUCAUAAGCAAGGACACACAAAGACUCAAAACAAAGGAUUGGUGGAAGAGUUACCAAUCAAAUGGAGAGAAAACAAAACAAAACAAAACAAAACAGGAGUUUUAACUUUUGUCUCUGAUGAAAUAGACUUUAAUAGUAACAAAGACUAAAAGAAACAAAGAAGGACAUUACAUAAUGUAAUGGUAAAAGGAUCAAUGCAACAACAGGAGUCAGUGAUCAUAAAUAUAUAUGUACCCAAUAUAGGAACACCCAGAUACAUAAGACAAGUUCUUAAUGACUUAUAAAGAGACUUGGACUCCCACACAAUAAUAGUGGGAGACUUUGACACCACAUUGUUAAUAUUCGACGGAUCAAUGAGACAGAAAAUUAACAGGGACAUCUGUGAUUUGAACUCAGACCUGAAACAAGUAAACUCAGUGAAUAUUUAUAGAAUUCUUCACCCCAGGUCCACAGAACAUACAUUUUUCUCAGUAUCACAUUAUACCUAUUUUGAAAGUGACCACAUAAUUGGACGUAAAUCACUCUUCAGCAUUUGCAUAGCAUUUCACAGACUUAAAUAAAAUAUUGGUUGGCUGUUA
Molecule: messenger RNA, 3039 nt
Organism: Callithrix jacchus (white-tufted-ear marmoset)
Lineage: Eukaryota; Metazoa; Chordata; Mammalia; Primates; Cebidae
Source: RefSeq, a predicted model, not a curated record